AUGACGGGAAAAAGAAGGUCCUGUCAACUGGAGCGGGACCUCACCUUCUCCAAAACACAGCCCUGUCGAGCUACGAAAUCACCUUUUGGGACAUCCGAGCUGGCACAGCAUCCAGCAUCACCAGACCCGGCAAAGCCGCACCAUCAUGGGCUUCUCAGUGAUGGAAACAGUGAGGGUCCCUUCUCCACCUUCGGCUUCUCCAGUGAUGGAAAGAGCGAGGGUCCCUUCUCCAGUGAUGGAAACAGCGAGGGUCCCUUCUCUACCUUCGGCUUCUCCAGUGAUGGAAACAGUGAGGGUCCCUUCUCCACCUUCGGCUUCUCCGGUGAUGGAAACAGUGAUGGUCCCUUCUCCACCUUCGGCUUCUCCAGUGAUGGAAACAGCGAGGGUCCCUUCUCCACCUUCGGCUUCUCCAGUGAUGGAAACAGCGAGGGUCCCUUCUCCACCUUGGGCUGGCACCGGGGUUCCUGCAGCUCCAGGGAAUCCUACCCAGAUGUCCAGCAGGAAAAUCAUCACCACCUCCCAGUGCCUGAAUUUGGCAAACUUGGACCCUAUGGGCACGGUGGGGAAUGGGAAUGAGGUCUAUCCCAGGAAGCCCAGGAGAAAGCGUGGAGCAGGAUUCCCAUAAAACUUUCCCUCUGCCAGCAGGGAGGCUGCAAGGACAGGAGUGAAGAGAACAAGAGCAGCGCCCUGACAGGUCAUGGAAAGGCUGGUGAGGUCGUUUGCAUGGACACACAGCGAGGUCUUGGCCGGAAAGCAUCCCCUGCCCAGCCCUCUCCUGGAUCCCACAGAGUCACAAGCGGAGCCAGACCUUCUCCCCCUGCACCCAGCACCAAGAACUUCAUCUCCCCUCAGCUGUUCCUUCCCAACCACAUCACAUGCCGGGCCAGGUUGAAGCAAAAUAAACUCGGUUGCCACGGUUACGCGGAGCAGGGAUGCUAUAUAUAACCGCCACGCGAGGAGCCGAGCCCAUGCGCCCGAGGGAGGGCCACGCUCUUCCAUGGGUGAUGCGUGGGGAGCUGAACCCUGGCAGACCCUGCACUGGCUUUCAAGUGGGAAAAGAUGAUGGGCUGUCUCCUUCUCCAUGCCCUGGAGAUGCUGCACUCCUUGCAGCUGGAUUAAAUCACACCUGGGCUCUCCGGGACAUUGCUCGACAUGAGCCACAACGUGUGCUCACAGCCCAGAAACCAACUGUGUCCUGAGCUGCGUCCAGAGCAGCGCGGCCAGCAGGGAGGGAGGGGAUUCUGCCCCUCUCUGGAGACCUCAUCUGGAGGAUCGUGUCCAGUUCUGGAAUCCUCAAUAUAAGAAGGAGAUGGAGCUGUUGGAAUGGGUCCAGAGGAGGCUCCAAGGAUGAUCCGAGGGCUGAAGCACCUCCCGUACGAGGACAGACUGAGAGAGUUGGGGUUGUUCAGCCUGGAGAAGAGAAGGCUCCGAGGAGACCUCAUAGUGACCCUUCCAGUACCUGAAGGGGCUCCAGGAAAGCUGAGGAGGGGCUGUUCACAAAGGCUGUGGGGAUGGGAUGAGUGGCAGUGGGGAUAAACUGGAGAGGGGCAGAUUUAGGCUUCAUAUAAGGAAGAAUUUCCUCGCUAUGAGGGUGGUGAGGCCCUGGCCCAGGUUGCCCAGAGCAGUGGUGGCUGCCCCAUCCCUGGAGGGGUUCCAGGCCAGGUUGGAUGGUGCUCGGAGCCCCUGAUCCAGUGGGAGGUGUCCCUGCCCCUGGCAGGGGGUUGAAACUAGAUGAUCUUUAAGGUUCCUUCCAACCCAAACUAUUCUACGAUUCUACUCUACGAUUCCCCUAAAUCCACCUUCUUUCCCUCGUGGAUUCGUUUGCAUCGCCGUGUCGCCCUCUGCAAGGCUGCCAGCCUCAUCCCAACAACCUGCCGGCUCCAUCCAUUCCUGGCAGCUCAUCCCGCAAUCCUUGCUGCCAGAGCUGCUUAGCGAAGCCCAGCUCUGUGCCAUCAGCUCCUCCUGCUGUCCCUGUGCUCAAGAAGAACUGCACCCAAUGGAAUCUUAACCCAAGCAUUCCCAGCGGUCCAAACUCUUGCUCUCAUCCAGACAUCUGCUCCCUUUGCCAGGGUUGGGUUCUCCACACCAGCAGGGAUGCACGUUGGGCUCUCUCUGCACCGAGCUGGGGAGGAGAAUUCCAUCCAACAUAGGAAAAGCGGAUAAUAACCGAUUUUCUCACACCACCCACAGUUAUUGGGGAGAGCUCGCAGAAAGGGGAAAAAUUAACUCUACAAUGCACUCUCAAAAACCAACUUUGUUUCUGAAACACCAUCGAGUGAAGCCCGUGUGCACUCGGACCUCCAAAAAGCACCAGGAAGGGGUGGCACCACUUGAAGAUGACAAAGCCAGUGGCGCUCGGCUCCAAAACGCAGCAAGAAGAGAUGGCGCUGCUCUGAGGUGGCCGAGUUGGUGGCACUCACCUCCAAAAAGUGGUAGGAUGCCACUCCGAUGCCCAAGCACUCAUCUCCAAAAAAAAAAACAGUGGGAGGGGAUGGAGCUGCUUGGAGAUGGCCAAGUUGGUGGCACUCAUCUCCAGAAAGCAGUGGGAAGG
Molecule: messenger RNA, 2551 nt
Organism: Cuculus canorus (common cuckoo)
Lineage: Eukaryota; Metazoa; Chordata; Aves; Cuculiformes; Cuculidae
Exons: 2
Coding region: 1-576 (191 amino acids)
Source: RefSeq, a predicted model, not a curated record